This is a messenger RNA of Chlamydomonas reinhardtii, 3400 nucleotides long. RefSeq lists its product as uncharacterized. NCBI's taxonomy places the organism in Eukaryota, Viridiplantae, Chlorophyta, Chlorophyceae, Chlamydomonadales, Chlamydomonadaceae. Gene Ontology annotation, molecular function: nucleic acid binding; 3'-5' exonuclease activity. Gene Ontology annotation, biological process: nucleobase-containing compound metabolic process. Gene Ontology annotation, cellular component: nucleus; cytoplasm. The transcript has 9 exons. Bases 95 to 2791 code for a protein of 898 amino acids. The record is from RefSeq and is a predicted model, not a curated record.
GGAGGACCAGGCCAGGUUGGGCCCUGAAUUGGACACACCUCGGGCAGUAAUCUUACGGGCGUUUGGUUCAGUAAGACCUUGCAGUCUGGUGGGCAUGAACGAAAGCAGUAGCAGCAGUAGGCGCAUGGUCGGGCUCGGCAUAAGCAGCAUGCAGCCGCACCGCCAGCACAGGGGUGGCCCGGCCAUGGGUCGCGGCAGCAGCCGGGCGGGCAGCGGUGUGGGCAGCUACGUCGGCCACAACGGCAGCGGCGGAGGCGGGGGCAGCAGCGCCGGCAGUGACGGCCGCGGCGUCCGCGUCCGCGGAGCGGGUGGCGCACCUGCCGCUGCGGCCGCACUGGGCAUCACACUCGCCUACUUCUAUCUGUUCCACCGCCAGCGCUACGGCCGCCGCCCCGCAGCAGCAGCGCCCUUGCCAGUGGCGGCAGGAGUGACACUGGCCCCGAUGGCGGCGGCGGCAGACAGCGCUGCCGCCGGGAGCUUGCCUGGCGGCCCUGGCGAAGCUGCGCUGCCGCGGACCCUGGCAGCCGUGCGUGGUGGCAUUGUAGGAGCCGCCCGAGGGGUUGGCGGUGCCAUUGGCAGCGUGCUGGCGGUGCUGAGCCGUCGGGGUGGCCGGGCUGUGGCAACGGCUGCGGCGCGGGGAGGGGCAUCUGGCUCCUCGGCACGUGACGCUCGCCUUGACGAGCCCCUGGCUGUCUUCCGUGUUGAGCUCCCGCCGCCGCUUCCGUCACCGCGCGCCGGCAAGGAGGGGCUGAUGGGCGAGAAGGAGACCCAACAGCCACCGCCGCAGCAGCAGCAGCAACAGCAGGAGCGGCCGGGGUCGGUCGAGGUACGGCUGGUGGAUUUGAAUCGGCUGGCGGCGGGCCGGCUGGGAGCGGCGUUGGCGGGCUUGGAGGAGGCGGCGGCGGCUGGCGGUGUGGUGGGCCUAGAUGCGGAGUGGGCGCCAGAAUUGAAGCCGGGCGUGCGGCACCGCAUCUCCGUCAUCCAGCUGUCCACUGCCGAUUGCUGCUGGGUGCUGCGGCCGCCACCCGACCGCGGCGGCGCCAGCGCGGCUGUUGGCGGCGCCAGCGGCGGCGCUGGUAGCGAGGGCGCUGGCAACGGUCAUCCGGCGCUGCCGGCUGCAGUGGUGCGGGUGCUGACGGACCCACGUGUGGUCAAGGCGGGUGUGGGCAUACAAGAGGACGUGAAGCGUCUGGAGCGAGACUUCGGCGUGCGGGUGCGCGGCGCGGUGGACGUACGGCUGGUGGCUCAGCGCGUGGCGCCCGACUGCCUGGCGGCCGGCGGCAGCUUGCAGGCGCUCACCGGCAGCCUGCUGGGGCGGCGGCUGGACAAGGGGCCGCAGCGCAGCGACUGGGGCGCGGGCCGCCUGGACCAGCGCCAGGUGGUGUACGCGGCGCACGACGCCUGGCUGUCCCGCGAGCUGCUGCUGGAGCUGCACCGCACGCACACGCGCACUGCGGCCGCUGCCGCAGCCGCAGCCUCGGCAGGCGGCGCCGCCCGCCAGCUGCCGCCGCCGCCGCCGCCGCCGGCCCUGGACGUGCUGGGUCUGGCGGCGCCGUUCAUGGACGUGUUCAGCGGCUUCAAGACCAAGAGGCUGGAGGCGGCGCUGGGACCGGCACGUGGCUCCCAGCAGCAGCAGCAGCACCAGCAGCAGCAGCAGCAGCAGCUGCUGCUGCUGCCGGGGCCCAAUGUGGUGGGCCCCACGGCGGCGGCGGUAGCGGCCAUAGCGGCGGCCUCUCGCGGCGCUGGUGGCAGCGGCGCCGGGCGCGCGGCGGGUGGCGAGGAGGGCAGCUUGGACGGCAGCGCGGCGAGCGGUGGCGGCGGCGGCAGCAGUGUGUCGAGCCGGCGCAACAAGGACAACAAGGCGCCCAUCCGCAAAUCGGUCUUGUACGAGAAUUGCCGACUGCUGGCCCCCGACGGCGCCGUGCUGUGCACGUGCGGCGCCAAGAAGGUGCGCUGGUACCUGGAGCGCGGCCUGGCGGUGGUGGAGGCGGAGGCGCCCAUGACCAUACGGCUCAAGUUCGAGCCGCGCGGCCGCGGCCACGCCGACGACGAGUACUACCUGUCGGACAAGGAGAACCGCUGCUGCGUGUGCGGCUCUGACGGCGAGUACCUCCGGCACAGCGUGGUGCCGCACUGCUACCGGCAGUACUUCCCCACCGCCAUGAAGAGCCACCUCAGCCACGACAUCGUGCUCAUGUGCCCGCCCUGCCACAAGUCCUGCAACAUGGCCGACCAGGCGCGCAUGUCGGUGCUGGGCCGGCAGUACGGAGCGCCGCUGGGCGCCGCCACCGCCGCCAAGUUCCUGCACGACACCGAUCUGGGAGCAGUGCGCAGCGCCGGCCGCGCGCUCACCAACCGCAAGGUGGUCAUCCCGCCCGAGCGCCGCUCCGAGCUGGAGGCCGUGGUACGGCGGCACUUGGGUGUGCAGCACGACCAGCCGCUGAGCGAGACGCAGCUGCAGCAGGCGGCCGACGUGGACCCGCGCACAGAGGACGAGAACUGGCGCAGCCACGCGCAGGUGGUGGUGGCGGCACUGGGCGGCGGCACCGAGGCGCUGGAGGGCUUUGUGCGCGGCUGGCGGCAGCACUUCCUGGACGUCAUGGCGCCGCGCCACAUGCCGCCGCACUGGCGCGUGGAUGCGCGUGUCGCCAACAGCAGCGUCAAGCCGCCGCCAACAAAGACGACAAAGGCGACGGCGACCGGUGGUGCAACUGGUGGUGCAAGUGGAGGUGCAGAUGAUGCCGUGCAGAGUGGGCUUGCGGAUGACGGCGCAGGCAGGGGGGGCGCGUAGUACAGGAACGUGGGCCUGUGGCCCGUCUUGAGUUGGCUGAAAGGAUGCAUGUGGCGGUGUGCGUGCGGAGGCGGCGAGAAGGGAUCCGAAGGCCGGGGGUGGCCGCAUAAUGUUCUGGUAAUGUUGCAUUCAUAAUGUGGUGUUAGGAAGGCGCGCGAAGUGUGGACUGGCGACGUGGAGUAGGAAGGCCCCGCCAAAUGGCAUGAAGGCAGCAAGGCGCUUAAGCGAUGUGGCGGAGGGUGCUGGUUGCAGCGUAUGAGAGGGGCGCUGCAUACGGUAAUCGGCAUUGCUUGCUUAUGACGUGGGACAGGCGGAUGUAUAGCCCUGAUAUAUCGCCCUGUCGUGGGGAGUUGAGACACGCCGGAUCGCCUGGGGCGCGAUUAUCGUAUCCUUUGGUAGCUGACAAUUAACCGUGACACUGGGUUGUGCUCUGUUUAUGAUUGAGAGCUUACGGAGGAGACAAAUCAAAGCGUGCAAGGGUGUUCAUGCCUCGAGCAGAUCGGCCCUGGGAGGCCCUGGGGGUUCACCGGUUCAGCCGUGAGUUUAGCGGGAGGCCGGGCGACCCGUGGGGAGACCCGGCGGGAAAGGGGCGGGACGACGCAUCUUUCU